AUGGCCGGUCCGGUUCAGCCCACCAAACGUGACUCAAAUGGCUCCCAAGACAAGAACAGUGCGCUCGCGCAAAGAUGGAGCGUGGAGGUAUGGUCGGAGAGAAUAACAAGUCAACAAUCAGUCCAGAUAUCGCGGGACAAGUUACAAAAGAGGGUUGACGCCUUUCUCGCCCAUGCCAGUGUUCAAGAGAACGAUGAGCUCGAGCGGAGUCGGCAACGGCUGAUGGACAUGAUCAAGGAGGCUCAGACGGCCAGCAAAGAGGCUAAUCCCGAGGCAAAGGAAGGAUCCUUCAGGGCGAAGCUCCAGCAAGGCUUGACUUCAACGUCCGAAGCAGUGUACCGCUAUUCGCAGAUUCUCGACCCCAUGAUGGCUCAGGCGCCUGGGUACGUUUCGUUGGCGUACGGCGGUAUAAAAAUCAUUCUCACGGCGCAGAUCAAUUACCAGGAGCUUAAGGAGAAGGUGACGGUAUACCUGGAGCAGAUUGCGACGAGGUUUGAACUCAUCGAUCACCUCACUGCUUAUAUUCCGACCAAGAAUCUUGUCGCCCGCGUUGGACAGGCCUAUAGUCUCUUUACGAAGUUUCUGUCCAAAGCAGUCAAGCACUACACGCGGAGUCGCAUGAAAACCUAUCUGAAGGCACUUUCAAGCCCAUGGGAGCGGUUCCAAGAACUGGUGGAUGCUAUCGGACAGACGUUCGUGGACAUCAAGGACAUCGCUCAGUUUCACGGCCUGUUAGCUGGUCAGGUCAACCUGGAGGUGAGCCAGCGGACGUUGGCGUUGAUGGAAAGGCAGGGUGAGAAGAGUGAUACUAAUACGGCCUUGCUGGAAGAUGUUCUGUCGCAGUUGCAUGCCAUUUCGAUCCAGUUCACCAAGGAGGAAGAUAUCCGUGAGACGGCAUCGCUUGUUCGACAGCACGUCGAUCAGGUCCAGGACGACCCAACGCUCUCACGAUCGAAAGUGGAACCGACAGAGGAUAAGACAGAUGAGCACCAGUCCACGAUGCUCGAUCAACUCGGAGGGAUCUUUGCUGAUCUGAAGAACUACAACGAGGAAACGCAGCGCCGUAAGAUCGCCAUUGAAGAGGCGCCAGGCAUGCAGAACCACCGAUCGACGCAGCGCAAUCUGCUACGGUCAGAGAAAGUCCUAUCGUGGAUUGAGUCCGAUGUUUCGCAGCUCCUGUGGGUUGAAGGGAACAAUGUCUUGCGGCGCUCCGACUUCAAUGCGUGCUUUGCUAUACCGCUGCUGGUGAUGGGAGAAGGCAGCUUUGAGUCGACUCUCGUCCUUCGACACUUCUGCGGCGACUCAGGAAUGGCAAGGAGGCCGAGUACGCUGGUCCAGGCUCUGCUUUACCAAGUCAUCGAGCGGAAUCCAAGCAUCCUCCAGAAGAGGAAACAUGCUUUUACGAGUGAGAGCGCACCAACCACUCAAAAUCUUUGGAAACUGCUUGUCGAAUGCCUGGAAAUUGUCAGCGCGCAGUGCACUUUCAUCAUCAUUGACAGCUUUGACCACCUGGAUGCCGAGGACGCACACGAGGAAGGGGCGAUGCUCGCACAGCUCAACGACCUCGUAAAGGACAAGACCAAGCUGGUGAAGGUGCUCCUUACCGCGUCUCUUGCCCAACCUCUGUCCACUCUUCCUGAGGAAUACCAGGCUCUUACCAUCCAGCGUUUCCCGCGGCCCGGUCUUCGUCGGAGCCUCUCAACAGCCAUACUGGAGGAUCAGGCCCAACUAAUCUCGCACCAGAUCAUCGAGAUACAGGAGAGAAGAUGCAAGCUUGUCAGCUUUCACGAGAUUCCCUUCCUUUACCCGUCCGGCACUGUGAUAUACCAGAAGAACGGCGACCACUGGCAAGCAUUUGUCGUCGCAGAACUGAGUGGGAUGGAUCCGCAGCCUUUUGGGGACUUUGCGCCGUUGCAGAUACGCGCUUGGUCUGUUGAUCAUAACGGGAAAUACUUCACAAAGAAGUAUCAUAGCCUCACUAUUGGUCGAUUCAGCGGAAAACAAGAAAUCACCAGGCUGAAGUUCAUUCCGGCAGGGUACAUGCCCGACGAAACUGCCGUCCGCAAGACCUUGGUCACUCGUGGCCGUAGAUACUGGGAACUGGGAAGCACAGUGAGCUACAAUCAGUUUGAUGGGAAGCAUGGGCCAGUUCGAAUUGUCAUUGACCAACAGCUCCGUCCUUUGGAAGAGACACCAACCGCGCAGGAGUUGGCAGAUCAAUUCCGACCAAGCGGUGCCCAUGAUUUGAAACCAGGGGUGCUGAUAACAUGUCCGCCUGGGGUCGCAGUCUUUCUUCUUCCGGAGCUGCGGUGGUCAACAAUGGACGUCGAUAAAAUCAAGGAACUGGCAGUUGACGAGUACCGAGACCUCCGCAGUCUUAUAGUUGAUCCAGGGUAUAAGGAGAUUCUGAGGAGCUUCGUGGCCGGUCAAGGAGUCUCCGAGGGAUAUCCCAAGGGUGACGACCUUAGAGGACCCGCAACUGCCGGGACAACGGUUUUGCUACAUGGAGCCCCAGGGACUGGGAAGACCUUUUCGGUCGAAUGUCUUGCGGAAUCGGUUCAAAGACCGCUACUGCGUCUAACCCAUGCGACUCUUGGAGGAUCUGUUCGCGAAGUGGCCAAAAGUCUCGAGGAAUCAUUCCAUCUCUCCGACAGAUGGGGCUGCAUCAUGCUGCUCGACGAUGUCGAUACCUUCCUCUCGACGCGCACACAAGACAUGUCCCAGAACAUCAUGGCCACGCUCUUCAUGCAGCUCACGGAGAAGCACAACGGCCUCCUCUUCCUCACCACCAAUCGAGUCGGUGUUCUCGAUGAAGCCUUCCAAUCCCGGAUCCACAUGAAGCUCUACUACCCUAGAUUUACGCUUGAGCAAGUCGAAGCUGUGCUCGAGCGCUCUUUGCGUGGGAUCCAGGACCGAUUCCACAGCACCGGGACAAAGUUCAGAGCCGAAUAUAUCGAGAUCAUGGAGUUUAUAAAGCGUGCUCGAGAGAAUAAGGCAAUGCAAAGCUUUAACGGACGAGACAUCAUAAACACCUGCGAGACUGCGCUUCUACUGGCUAAGCAUGAGAUCCGCGGGGACAAUGGCCGUGGUUCAAUCGAUCCGGAUGCUGUCCUCAGACUAAAGGCCUCGCAUUUCGAGACGGCAAUCAAAAUCGCAACCGGAUUUAACCAUUAUAUGAAGGAAGUGAGGACGAGAUCAGACUUCGACGCCAGUGCAGGGUAUGCAGGGGCGAAUACAUUCUUGCCUGAGCGUUAUAGUGGUGGUCCAGGGCUCCAGUCCAGCCAGGAUCAAAAUCAAUACGCACAGUACAACAUGCCGCAUGAGAUACCACCACACUUGGUAAGUCCCUACAGACAGCGUCCGAUGCAACGGAUGCAACACGAGCGAGACAAUGACUACGGAGAAGGCGAGUAA
This is a messenger RNA of Aspergillus mulundensis, 3414 nucleotides long. RefSeq lists its product as uncharacterized. The record is from RefSeq and is a predicted model, not a curated record. The coding region runs from base 1 to 3414 and encodes 1137 amino acids. The transcript has a single exon. NCBI's taxonomy places the organism in Eukaryota, Fungi, Ascomycota, Eurotiomycetes, Eurotiales, Aspergillaceae. Gene Ontology annotation, molecular function: ATP hydrolysis activity; ATP binding.